AUAAAUCGUCCAUAGUGAAGUCAUCCAAGUCACGUUUAGGUGACGUCACGUAACCCUCCGCCGGUUGGCUUUCCGUUCAGCGCCCUAGCUUACGCUCCAUUCAUCGAGCACGUAAACAAGAGCUGCCGACACGAAGGUAACACUACGCUGUCCGCCGCCUGAGCGACACCAGCUUUCUUUAAACGAUGCUCUAAAACUUAUCUGUUCCAGGGCGCCGGGGGAGCUGCUGCUUAGCCUUUAAAGAAGGAGAAAGUAGAGGCUGUAAGCUAACUGUGCUGCCCGGCGGUACAUGGAAGCGGCGGCAGCCGUUACCGCGGAGGUUCUGGGUUAGCCAGCCGGUUUGCAGAGUCAACACCGGGAGCUGUGUGCUUAGUUUAAAGUUUACCAGAAGAAGGAGGACGACAAAUGCGGCGGAGGGUGCGCUGAGCAGCUAAUGUGGGCGGCGUUAGCUCCGGCAGGAAAAGAGCGUUGCUUGGGGAGAGUCAGCUGACAGCCUUCUGCUGCCAACAGCCCAGUGAUGGACCAGCUGAAAGUGAAGGACCGCAUACUGGAAAACAUCUCGCUGUCCGUCAAGAAGUUACAGAGUUACUUCGCUGCCUGCGAGGAUGAAACUCCAGCUAUCCGCAAUCACGACCGGGUCCUUCAGCGUCUUUGUGAACACCUUGACCAUGCUCUGCUCUAUGGGCUACAGGACAUCUCAUCAGGCUACUGGGUCUUGGUCGUUCACUUCACCAGGAGGGAGGCUGUCCGGCAGAUAGAUGAGCUUCAGCACAUAGCCACCAACCUUGGUCGAAGCCGAGCGUGGUUGUACCUGGCGCUGAGUGAGAGCUCUUUGGAAAGCUACCUGCGCCUCUUCCAGGAGAAUCAAGGACUGUUACAGAAGUAUUAUUUCAAAAACGCAUUGGUCUGCAGCCAUGACCACCUGACGCUCUUCCUCACGCUGGUGUCCGGCCUGGAGUUCAUUCGCUUUGAUCUGGAGCUGGACGUGCCCUACCUAGACGUGGCGCCAUACAUGCCCGAAUACUACAAGCCGCACAACCUGCUGGACUUCGAGGAGCGCCUCCCCAGCUCGGACAGCCUGUCUCUGCAUUCCUUCACGUCCCUGACUUCCACCAACCUGGAGUGGGAUGACAGCGCCAUAGCCCCCUCCAGUGAAGACUAUGAUUUUGGUGACAUGUUCCCCGUGUUGCAGUCGUUGCCAAGUGCAGACUGGGAAGAGGGUGACUUGACUGAUCAGGCCAGCUGCCCGCGGUCGGCUGGCUCUGAUCCCCAGACGGUCAUCAGUGACACAGCAGCGGUCACUGGCACGGCGACAGGGACGGCGGCGGCUCGGCUGUCUCCGCACAGCCCCCCGUCUCGGCACAACCCCUUCAACGAGGACUCCGACACCAACACCUCGGCGGACGUCACUCCGGUUCACGCGGCCAGCCGCCGCAGCACCACCGGAGACGAGGCGGAGCUCAACGGCAACGAGCUCGAAGUCAUCAGGAUGGCUAAGCGAAAGAAGCCCGGCAAGAAGCGGCGUGGAAGGGGAUCCACGGAUUCCAGCAGCAGCAUCCAUACCUCCCUCUCCUCCGAAGCCGUGGAGACGAACCACAGCAACUCGGAGGACGUCGAUUCGAUAAACUCCACUGUGGUGCUCCUAGACAGCGAAGGAGAGCAGAGCAGAAGCAGGGUCGGGUCGGCGAUCGAAGAGGAAGGGGGCGAGGAGGGAUCAGAAGGCCUGCUGCGGCUCCCAGAGAUGGCGGACACCUCCAUGGACGCCGUUGGCCGGCCCCUCAGCGACGUCAUGGAGCGGCUCAACGGGUCCUGGGAGCAGCGGGAGAACACCGAGCAAAGCUGCCAACAGAGCUCCGAGCCUCCCGCGCAGCAGCCCUUUCGCAAGGACUCUGAGGGAAAGCCCCCGGACCCCUCUCCAGGAGAGACGUUUGAUCCCUCUCUGGCCGAAAGACCAGGCGUCCUGCACACGCCUCCUGUGUCUGCAGACCUCCGCUGCUUUACCCCCAGCAGUCCAGACGCUGCUGACCCGAGUGGUGGCCACCAUGACGCUGCAGAGCAUGGCCAGUCGCAGGCUCUUUCAGGUAGCCUUGAAGAUGGAGAAGAAGAAGAAGAAGCACCAGCGGGACAGAAGCCCGCCGUGAAGGAGGAGGGGAGCGUACAGGAAGAUCUGACCGUCGCUGAGGAAACGCAGCAGCGCGAGAAACUCAGCCCUUCUGAAAUUUCUCACCCAGCAGAGUUCAAGGUGGACAACAAUCACCUGCUUCUUCUCAUGAUCCACGUAUUCAGAGAGAAUGAGGAGCAGCUUUUCAGGAUGGUGAGGAUGAGUACAGGUCACAUGGAGGGGGACCUGCAGCCUCUCUAUCUGCUGCUGACCGACUGUUACAUCUACUUACUGAGAAAGGCUGAGAAACCUUACACAGUGGAAGAUGCCGUUUCCUACAAUGAGCUUGACUAUCUCUCUGUGGGCCUUGACCAGCAGACGGUAACGCUGGUUUGUACCAACAGAAGAAGAAAGUUUCUGCUGGACACAGCUGAUGGCUCCCUGACUGUCUGGUUCCUGUCUGUCCUGAAGUCGGCCAUGGUCCAGGGCUGUCGAGAGCCUCCCUAUCCUGCCGUCCUCACAGACGCCACCAUGGAAAAGCUAGCUUUGAAUAAGUUUGUCUCUCAGGAGUCUCAUUGUGAGGUUUCUGAGGUGUCCAUUCAGCUUUAUUCAUUGGUCCACUGGGAGGACCCAAUGGACAUGACUGUGUCUCCCCAAGGAGGCACUCCCACCUCUGGAGUCCCUUCCAGCACCAAAGAAGGUCCUCUGCUGUACAGGUCUGGAACCAGGUACCUGGGCAAAGAGAUGUGGAAGAGCUGCUAUGUCGUUCUCAGCAAUGGGAUUCUGUACAUCUACUCGGAGAGGAUAGACGUGACCCCUCUGCUGUCGGUCACCAUGGGAGGGGAACACUGUGGAGGUUGCCGUCGCUCCAACAACACCGAGCGCCCACACGCCUUCCAGGUCAUCCUGACGGAUCGCCCCCCGCUGGUGCUCAGUGCCAACGACGAGCAGGACAUGGCCGAGUGGAUGCAGCUCCUCUGCCAGUCUGUUUCCAAAGGAGUUAUCCCCCAGGGCGUGGCCCCCACCCCGUGUAUCCCAUGUUGCCUGGUGGUGACAGACAGCAUGCUGCUAACUUGCCAUCAGGACUGUCAGACGAGCUUCUUCCGUUCGCUGGGCAGCGCUGACAUCUGCGACGUGACCGCCGUCAGCAUAGAGCCUGACAAGGAGUACUGCGUUAUUGAGUUCGCAGCAGAUCGGACUCACUUCCUCCCUCCAUGGGUGUUAUACUUCAGCGGCUGUGAAGAGAGGGAUCGGCUUCUGGAGGCCCUGGACAAGACGUGGAAAGACAUUUUUCAGGUUGACCUCCCCCACAGAGAGCUGUCGGACCCACUGGUGCAGAAGCGCUGCGGCGACGCCCUGGAGCUGAUGAAGAGCGCCUGGCAGAGGGCAGACAGCCUGGCUCGAGGCAGAGCCCAGCGGGAACCCUGGUGCUGACGGACGCUCUCAUCCACAUCUCUGACCGUCUGCGCGCGUCUUCACCGAUGCUACGCGGUCCGCCGGAGGAUCAAGUGUCAGCGUAGCUUUCAGAAGUAAUGUUCUGGGCCAGCACUAAUCAGCCAGGGGGGGAAAAGCCCAUCAGACGUGAGGAGGUCGUUUUACUGAAGCCAAGAACAUUUAAUGCUAACGCUGCAGAGCAUGCACACUGAGAGCUGUGGUCCUGCAGCAGUAGAUUCCUCUUAAAAUAGCUACAUUUAGAAUAAGGAUGGCUGUCUAACCUUUGACCCCUACGAUUUAGGUGAGACCGAAGCGCGACAAGAAUCAGCAGCCAGGAGCUUUAUUAUGCAUUCAUAUCAGUCUGAAUGCUUUGUAUUGUGUAUAUACCUGGAGAAGUUCAAAAUUUGAUCCUUUGCACAGAAGAGUAUCUAAAGCACUCACCGCUUGCAUAACGCACAGCUUUAUACAUUUGAAGGUUUGCUUUAUUUUCUGACGGAUGCUAUUGCUAACGGUUAAAACGUCCUAAUAAAGCUGACCUGAGGUACAGAGGUAGCACAGUCGGCGGUGUGGGCGCUCGGUCGCUGACGGUGGUCUGAUACGCAGAUUGGUUUGAGGCGAGUCAGAGCACAUACCUCCACACUGACUUAUUCUCACAUAAACGUCCAGGGCCCUCUCUGAAGGAGAUCUGAAUAUUUUAUUCCACUCUAGGGAAACACUCUCAUGCCUGAAAUGUCUUGUUUUAUGUUGAAAUGUUUUCGCCUGAAUAAUUUAGCCUUUUUUUUCUCCACUUUGUGGAAACAGAUGGAGGUCUGCACAUAGGUUGUUUUUUUUUGUUUGUAUUCAAUCUGUGCGAAGUUUAAAUACUUUUUUUCUUUUCACUCAAGAAGUAGUUGGGAACAAUUGUUCAAAGAUUUAUUUAAUUUGCAGAUUGAUCGGUUUAGUUAAUUUUGCCGACGUUUGCUUCUAUUUAAUUGAGUGUUAAAUGUUGCGGCAAAUUGUGAGUUUGCUUUAAUCAUUUCUUUGACGAAGGCCGAUCCGAUAUCACAGCUUUGGACGAAGUAAAAGUUGCACAAAAGAGUUGUAGAUUUUGAUAGUGACAUCAAAUCUCCAUCAAUCUGUCUUUAGCAAGACGUAGUAAAACCUGUGUUGUAUUUAUAGGGUCGUUUCAUAGGCUGUGUGUUGGCUGUUAUUAAAACAUGAAUGUAAUGUUUCGUCUGCGUUGACAAUUUUUAGCCUUUAUGGUCUGCGACGGAAGAAUCGACUGAUUUCAUGUUGUUUUAACGUUUUAAUCAGAUGCCUUGUCGAAACAUGUUGGAGGUCAAUGAAACGUUUGUUUUGUUGGGGUUUGUCUUCGUUUUCCUUCAGGUUUUUAUUACCUUUAGUUAAACGUUAACUCAGAUAGGCGCCUGGGUGUGAAACCAUAAUACUUUAAACACAGAUAUGGAAGAACUUCCACCAAAUUGAGCAUUUUAAGCUAACCGAGCUCAGCCAGAAAGGCUGUUUUUAUACAAGUAUUAACUCCGUUGCUAAAUAUGCACUGGAUUCAAACGCCUCCUAGCCAUAUACAUGCAUAUGUGUACAUGUACAAUCACACUGUGUUAUCUGUGUGUGUGUGUGUGUUAGCAUUAAUCAGGGCAGCAAACCUUUCUAAGUGCCACUUGGUCUUGCUUUCUUGUUACUCUUUUACAAAGAAAUCUCAGGUGAAAGAAGGUCCCAGAACCUUAAGGAUCACCUUGUGUGUUUUUGCUUUUGCUACAACAGCGGUUCAGUUCAGUGCGGUAUUUUAUAAACCUCCCCUGUUUUUUAAGCUUUGGGAUAUUGUAAUGCUCAGUGCAGCGUUAUGAGGUCAUAUUUGCACACACACACACGGGGAGGUGCGUUUGGAAGAGGUUAUCUGGACCGUCCUCUUUGCGAGGGUAAGUUGUUUAUUUAAAAACCUGUCCGCGAAUUCUUAAAGGACCCAUUGAUUUGGGAGAGUAACGUUGGAGAUUUGACGGGCUUGUUAUCCGGUGCUUAGAACUGUGCCUGUGGGUUGUAUCUAAAGAAGAAGUCAAGUAGGUGUCGUUGAUCGUUUUAAAUGUGGGGAAAUUGCUGGUCAAUGAUGGAUAAUAUCUUUUAAACGGUAUACUGUCAAAGUUUUUUUUUUUCUUUCUUUCUACAUGCACAUUGCAUGGAAUAUUUGUACCAUUCGUUAAAUUUACUCAAAUGUAAAUAAAGCACUAAUAAUAACAGUCUGUCCCAUUUAAACAAACGCAUGUUCUGAAGGUUUUCUACUGUUCUGGGUUGCAGAGAAUGUACAAACAAAGCUUUGGAAAAUGUAACUAAAUAAACUAAAGAAACUCCUGA
Messenger RNA from Fundulus heteroclitus (mummichog), 5881 nucleotides. RefSeq names its product pleckstrin homology domain containing, family M (with RUN domain) member 2 (gene plekhm2). Lineage: Eukaryota; Metazoa; Chordata; Actinopteri; Cyprinodontiformes; Fundulidae. Bases 518 to 3535 code for a protein of 1005 amino acids. The record is from RefSeq and is a predicted model, not a curated record. Gene Ontology annotation, molecular function: kinesin binding. Gene Ontology annotation, cellular component: endosome membrane. Gene Ontology annotation, biological process: positive regulation of membrane tubulation; lysosome localization; regulation of protein localization. The transcript is spliced from 20 exons.